Closterium sp. NIES-65 is the source of this 1134-nucleotide messenger RNA. NCBI's taxonomy places the organism in Eukaryota, Viridiplantae, Streptophyta, Zygnematophyceae, Desmidiales, Closteriaceae. The record is from the annotation of a GenBank genome assembly.
AUGUCCUGUUUCCACGGACGUGUACUGUGGUCAUGUGUGUGUGGGCAGAGAGGCAAGUACGCGGAUGAGGAGUGUUUCAGCAACCACCUGAACCACGUGGUGCUGGUGGUGGGCUACCUCUCUGCGGGCUCCGACCCCUCCAACUCCACCGUGCUGCCGCCCUUUUGGAUCAUCCGCAACUCAUGGGGCACAGGGUGGGGCGACCAGGGCCACAUGCGCAUGGACAUUCGCAGUGGCGAUGGCAUCUGCGGCAUCAACACUCUUCCGGGCCUCUUCCCUGUCGUCAGAAUCAGUGCUGAUCCGUGUGGGUCACUCUCCUUCCAGUACAACAUUCAAGGCCCUGUGUUCAACCCGUGUGGGCGGCUCAACUGCAGCAAGAAGGGCACCAGCAAUCACUGCAAGUGCACUGACUCCCACUUUGCUCAAGUUAAGAACACCGAUGGGUCGUACACCUGUGCCUAUGUGGACGUGUGUGGGUCCAGCACUCGCAACCCGUGUGUGGUGGGCACAUGUGUGAACGAUGGCAAGGGCAGCUACUCCUGUGUGUGUCCCCCGGGGUUCAUCCAGGGCACCACCCUCGCCAACACCGCCUCCUGUGCUCCAUGUAACUUCCUCCUGCUGCUCUCCUCCUGUGCUCCGGGGGAUGCAGGGGGGGUGUACACGGUGCAGCAGAGCAACGUGUGGUGCUCCCAUGGCAACACGUGCACGGGGGUAGCGCGGCAGGUGGAGCUGUGUGGGGCGGCGGCAUCGGAUGCGGCGUGUGAGGCGGCAUUUCAGGCGCUCAACCCCGCUGUGGACUGCUCCUCCCUGAGGCCCUCCCAGGCCGUGUGCAUCGAGAGGGACCCCGGGGUGGCAAAUGUGACAGUGGUGUGCAACCAGUACUACCGGGCGCGCCUCAACGACACGUUCGACAGCAUCAGGCAGCUGGCGGAGCCUCCUCUCAGCCCCGUGGACUUCUACCGCCUCAACCCCGGCGUCAACUGCAACCUACUCAUCCCCCUCAAGAACCACUCCCGCUCCGCCACCACCUUUGGCGCUGAGGUGAGUCACUGUGGUGCAAGUAAUGGGGUGCAUGCAGUGUGGCAGAUGCAGUGUGGUGGAUGCAGUGUGGUGCAUGCACUUUGGUGGAUGUAG